CAUGCAUAUAUGCAAUAUACUGGCUACUUGUAGUCACGUGCCCCCUUGAGUGGCAGAAAGUGGUCAAUUUUUGUUUGCAAUGUUGAUCAAAACCUACUUUGCAUGACUGAACUUCAAUCCAACAAGACAUACGAGUAACUUUAACCACUUUACAGAGUCGCGAGAUCUUCGAACUCUUGUUCAAUUUCUGUCAAUAGAAACUUUGUAGUGAGUGGGACAUUUGAAGUAGCUGUAAUGAGAUGAGCUACGUUAUAGACAAACAAACUGCCCCUUUUUCUUUAUCACAGACAGAAUCGCUGGUAGACUUUACGAAGCGGUGCCAUAUAGUGCACUUACGCCCCUAAAAGUAAACAUGCCCUACCAACAAAUCACGUGUACGACAAUCCGAUGAAAAACGCCCCUAGAUAAAUUAACACUGCUGCGUUCAUCAUGUUUGCCUUUCAGCAUUUGUCCUAGUUUUGAGUGGAACCAAGAUGGUGGACUAUGACGCCGCGCUCGGCUACCUGGGCUCCAUGGGAAAGUACCAGGCAGUCCAAGUGGCCAUGAUCUGGCUCAUAACAUUCCCUGGAAACUUUCACAUGCUGUCCAUGCCUUUUAUAGGCGCACAGGUGUCUCAUCACUGUGAAAUUCCCGAAUCACAAACGGCAGAACUACAACCCGAAGAUACCUGCGUUCUGAACUACUCGCUUCCAUGGAGCUACGACAAGACUACGGACACGUUUUCGCCCGACUCGUGUUCCCGUUACGAUGUCGGCGUGUACGAGCUGGGAAAUCUGUCGUGUCCCAUGAUGAGAGACGCGACAGGAAACAGGACAGAGAAACCCUGCGAUGCAGGCUGGCGGUAUGAUCGGCAACAGUACAAGAGUAGCAUCUUCAUGGAGUUCGAUCUCGUGUGUGAAAACCAGGCACUGAACAACCUUGCACAGGCCAUGUACAUGCUGGGCGUUCUCAUUGGUUCUAUCGGCUUCGGACAGCUCUCGGACAUUAUUGGCAGGAAGAAGACCAUGUUCUUGACCAUCUUUGUGCAAGUCGUGUUUGGUGUAGCGACGGUUUUCGCGCCCAACUACGCUGCCUUCGUCAUCUUCCGACUUAUCGUCGGAGGCGGAGUCCUCGGUGCCUCUCUUUCUGGGUUUGUGAUUGCAAUGGAACUGGUAGGAGCGGACAAGAGAACGCUGGUUGGGACGUUACUGGGGAUAGCGUUCUCCGCCGCAAACAUGUCACUGGCGGCCAUCGCGCAUGCAAUCCGGGACUGGCGCACUCUGCAACUUGUUGUCUCGGUUCCUAAUAUAGCCAUGCUGUUCUUCUGGUGGUGGGUGAUGUUCCUUUGCUUUGUGAUUUUAAGACAACCCGUUGACGAGAAACGUUACAGUGCUAUCGAUCUGGUGAGAACUCCAAACAUGGCCAAAAUGUCCCUCAUCGUCUUCUUCAACUGGUUGGUUGUGACGAUGGUGUUUUAUGGUCUGGCGCUGAACACGUCAUCCCUUGCCGGAGACGACUAUCUCAACUUCUUCAUCAGCGGUGCUGUGGACAUUCCGGCAUACAUCAUCUCCAUAUUCUCCAUCGAGUAUUUUGGAAGGCGCAAACCACAUGUGUCCUUGAUGCUGAUUGGAGGGAUUGCCUGUAUCAUCACUCCAUUCCUGGCGCCACCUUUCCUCGCACAGAAUUUGAAUGCCUUAUCCAUCACAACGUCAAUGAUCGGCAAGUUCGGUAUCACAGCUGCCUUCAACAUCAUCUACAUUUGGACGGUCGAGAUGUACCCAACAGUUGUCAGAAAUGUUGGAAUCGGGGCCUCUUCCAUGUGGGCUCGGGUGGGUGGCAUCAUUUCUCCCUUCGUCCAACUGUCCGACACUGCGUGGGGCCCUGUCCCCUACCUCAUCUUCGGCGCCCUGUCUGUGGUGGCCGGCCUGGCCGCCAUGCUGCUGCCGGAGACGCUCGGGGUUCGCCUGCCGGACACACUGGAGGAAGGAGAGAACUUCGGAAAAGUAAAGAAUAUGCCUCCAAGCACGAACGAAUCAACUGUGGGCACAAAUAAGACGGAGAAGGAAGCCUUCGUUACAACACCGGAGGAUCGUGAGGGUAGCGCCGGCUCCUUGGACAGUGACACAAGUUACAAGGCAGCCAUGGAAGUGACACAGCUGUAAACAAUGCCCCUGCAUUUACAGACCAAGCUGCUUGGGGGCCCAAACUUCUUUCUUACAUCACAAGCUAUCUGCCAGAAAAAAAUCAAAACCAUAGCAUGUCCAGGUCAAAAGAAGAAAAAACAGAAGCGCUGCUGUAGUACCGGGGUCACAUACGGGGGAGGGGGCUGGGGGGUGGGGCGGCUCAAGAUCGACCUUGACCUUCUUCUUCUCCCACAUACAAAAUAUCAUCGUAAUGCAUCCAGAGGUUUUAGAGCUAUAUUGACCACAAAUAUCCGGAAACACAGAUAGACACACAGAUACACAGACCAAAAGGCAUUUUUAAUGAAGGUAACGAUGAGCACCAUUGUACACGUUGAGAUAUGGGAGGGAUGCUUGUAAUAUUCUGCUUUUAUAUGGUUAUCAUUGUUAUCUUGUUGAUAUAUGAUUUUCAGUUUGCAACAUAUAAUAUACUAUGCAUAGGAAGAUACGUAACAUCCAUACUGUAGUAAUCCAAAUUAUGUAGCGUAGUGUAUACGUAGAAAUGUGUUAGUACAUUUUCUAUAUACGUCGAUUGCGAAUCGGAGAUUGUUUCGUUGUGAGUUGAACUGUAAUUUUUUGUCGAAUUUUUGUUGUUCCCGAAUUCAUAUCCCCUUUCAUUUGCGAGACAUAUCCGAAAUAGAAACAGUCCAGAGAUUA
Branchiostoma floridae (Florida lancelet) is the source of this 2816-nucleotide messenger RNA. Its product is annotated as organic cation transporter protein-like. The transcript has 11 exons. NCBI's taxonomy places the organism in Eukaryota, Metazoa, Chordata, Leptocardii, Amphioxiformes, Branchiostomatidae. Gene Ontology annotation, biological process: transmembrane transport. Gene Ontology annotation, molecular function: transmembrane transporter activity. Gene Ontology annotation, cellular component: membrane. Bases 474 to 2141 code for a protein of 555 amino acids. The record is from RefSeq and is a predicted model, not a curated record.